GAUGAGCACUGCUCCUCCCUGUGCCCCCCUGACACCUUUGGGGUGAACUGCUCGGGGCGCUGCUCCUGCCAGCACGCCCUGGCCUGCUCCCCCCUCGACGGGUCCUGCUUCUGCAAAGAAGGCUGGCACGGACCUGACUGCUCAACGCCGUGUCCCGCUGGUAUUUGGGGUCCCGGCUGCAACCGGAGCUGUGACUGCGCCCACGGGGCGUCCUGCGACCCCCAGAGCGGGACCUGCCGGUGCCCACGGGGCUGGCAGGGCCCCCGCUGCCUGCAGCCCUGCCCGAACGGGACGUUCGGGGCGGGCUGUGGGGGGCACUGUGACUGUGCCCACGCCGACGGCUGCGACACCGUGACGGGGGAGUGCCACUGCCUGCCCGGCUGGACGGGGCCGCAGUGCAAGCAGGGCUGUCCCCACGGCUCCUGGGGCCGGGGGUGCCGCAUGUCCUGCUCCUGCCGCAACGGGGCCUCCUGCUCCCCCCAGGACGGAUCCUGCGCCUGCCCCCCGGGGUUCCGCGGCCCCACCUGCCAGCGCCCCUGCCCCCCCGGGCGCUACGGCAAACGCUGCUCCCUGAGCUGCUCCUGCGCCAACGGCUCCUCCUGCCACCCCACCGACGGCUCCUGCCUCUGUGCCCCGGGCUGGCGGGGCCCCCGCUGCUCCCAGCCCUGCGCCCCCGGCUCCUGGGGUGAUGCCUGUGCCCAGCCCUGCCUGUGCCACCACGGGGGGACCUGUCACCCUGCGGAGGGGACCUGCCACUGCCCGGCUGGCUGGAGCGGGACGCUCUGCGAGGAAGGUAGAGCCUGGCACAGACACCCCCCCCACUGCGGGUCUGCACACUCCCAUCCAGCCAGGGGGGCCUGGGGGGGGCAAGAGAGAGGGGUCACCACCUGGGUGACCCCUACCCAGCUCCAGACUGGGCAGUAUGGAACUGUAUGGGCCCCUGUGGACCUUCAUGAUCCCGGGCACCAGGAAUGGCCCCAGUAUGGAGCUGUAUGGUCCCAGUAUGGAGCCGUAUUGUCCCAGUAUGGAGCUAUAUGGUUCCAGUAUGGAGCUAUAUGA
Neopelma chrysocephalum (saffron-crested tyrant-manakin) is the source of this 1059-nucleotide messenger RNA. RefSeq names its product multiple epidermal growth factor-like domains protein 11. The transcript has 6 exons. NCBI's taxonomy places the organism in Eukaryota, Metazoa, Chordata, Aves, Passeriformes, Pipridae. Gene Ontology annotation, molecular function: scavenger receptor activity. The record is from RefSeq and is a predicted model, not a curated record. The annotation marks the transcript as partial.